Messenger RNA from Orycteropus afer afer, 1108 nucleotides. It is a transcript of the gene SAE1, whose product is annotated as SUMO1 activating enzyme subunit 1. Gene Ontology annotation, cellular component: cytoplasm; SUMO activating enzyme complex. NCBI's taxonomy places the organism in Eukaryota, Metazoa, Chordata, Mammalia, Tubulidentata, Orycteropodidae. Gene Ontology annotation, biological process: protein sumoylation. The record is from RefSeq and is a predicted model, not a curated record. Gene Ontology annotation, molecular function: SUMO activating enzyme activity.
GGCGCGCGAGGCCGGCGGGCGGUUUUCGUGAGCGGGACCGGAGUGAACGCAGCCAAGGACCGGCGCCAUGGUGGAGAAGGAGGAGGCUGGCGGCGGCAUCAGCGAGGAGGAGGCGGCGCAGUAUGACCGGCAGAUCCGCCUCUGGGGCCUGGAGGCCCAGAAACGGUUGCGGGCCUCCCGGGUGCUUCUUGUCGGCAUGAAAGGGCUCGGGGCUGAGAUUGCCAAGAACCUCAUCCUGGCAGGGGUGAAAGGACUGACCAUGCUGGACCAUGAACAGGUAUCUCCAGAAGACCCUGGAGCCCAGUUCCUGAUCCGGACUGGGUCCGUUGGCCGAAACAGAGCUGAGGCCUCUUUGGAGCGCGCCCAGAAUCUCAACCCCAUGGUGGACGUGAAGGCGGACACGGAGAACGUAGACGAGAAACCGGAGGCGUUUUUCACUCAGUUUGAUGCUGUCUGUCUGACUUGCUGCUCCAGGGAUGUCAUAGUGAAAGUUGACCAGAUCUGUUACAAAAAUAGCAUCAAAUUCUUCACAGGAGAUGUGUUUGGCUACCAUGGAUACACGUUUGCCAAUCUCGGAGAACAUGAAUUUGUAGAGGAGAAAACCAAAGUUGCCAAAGUUAGCCAAGGAGUAGAGGACGGCCCUGACACCAAGAGAGCAAGACUUGAUCCGGCCGAGACGACGAUGGUCAAGAAGAAGCUGGUUUUCUGCCCCAUGAAGGAAGCUCUGGAGGUUGACUGGCGCAGUGAGAAAGCCAAAGCCGCCCUGAAGCGCACGACUUCGGAUUACUUUCUCCUCCAAGUGCUCCUGAAAUUCCGCACGGAUAAAGGAAGAGACCCUCGUUCCGAUACCUACAGGGAGGAUUCUGAGUCGCUGCUCCAGAUUCGAAGUGACGUGCUUGACUCCCUGGGUGUCAGUCCUGACCUGCUUCCCGAAGACUUUGUCAGGAACUGCUUCUCCGAGAUGGCCCCUGUGUGCGCCGUGGUCGGCGGCAUCUUGGCACAGGAGAUUGUGAAGGCCUUAUCUCAGAGGGACCCUCCUCACAACAACUUCUUCUUCUUUGAUGGCAUGAAGGGGAGUGGCAUUGUGGAGUGUCUUGGCCACAAGUGA